AUGAAGAGAGUUGAUGGUUGCUUCUUCGCUUCUGCAUCUCAUUAUCUUGAAAACUUAGAAUGUCUUGAAGCAUUCAUAGACAGAAUGAUCAGCAGACUUAAAACAACUUUGAAUCAUCAUAAAACGAUUAACCGAACUGCAAUUAUGUUAAUUAGUUCGUGUUGUGCAAAAAAAGAUGAUUUCUUACUAAGAAAAGCUGCCGUGUUUAUUUGGGGUCUUGAAGAGAUGUUUGAAGAUAUUCGUGGUUUUUCUUGCGUGUUGUGUUUUAAAGAAAUUAUGAAGACUUGUAAAAUCAAUAGAUAA
Molecule: messenger RNA, 303 nt
Organism: Clunio marinus
Lineage: Eukaryota; Metazoa; Arthropoda; Insecta; Diptera; Chironomidae
Source: the annotation of a GenBank genome assembly